AGAGAGAGAGAGAGAGGAGAGAGAGAGAGAGAGAGAGAGAGAGAGAGAGAGAGAGAGAGAGAGAGAGAGAGAGAGAGAGAGAGAGGGAAGAGAGAGAGAGAAUUUAACAACAACAACAACAACAACAACAACAACAACAACAACAACAACAACAACAACAACAACAACAACAACAACAACAACAACAACAACAACAACAACAACAACAACAACAACAACAACAACAACAACAACAACAACAACAACAACAACAACAACAACAACAACAACAACAACAACAACAACAACAACAACAACAACAACAACAACAACAACAACAACAACAACAACAACAACAACAACAACAACAACAACAACAACAACAACAACAACAACAACAACAACAACAACAACAACAACAACAACAACAACAACAACAACAACAACAACAACAACAACAACAACAACAACAACAACAACAACAACAACAACAACAACAACAACAACAACAACAACAACAACAACAACAACAACAACAACAACAACAACAACAACCAACAACAACAACAACAACAACAACAACAACAACAACAACAACAACAACAACAACAACAACAACAACAACAACAACAACAACAACAA
Molecule: messenger RNA, 621 nt
Organism: Sycon ciliatum
Lineage: Eukaryota; Metazoa; Porifera; Calcarea; Leucosolenida; Sycettidae
Product: probable serine/threonine-protein kinase fhkB
Exons: 3
Biological process (GO): regulation of transcription by RNA polymerase II
Cellular component (GO): nucleus
Molecular function (GO): DNA-binding transcription factor activity, RNA polymerase II-specific; RNA polymerase II transcription regulatory region sequence-specific DNA binding
Source: RefSeq, a predicted model, not a curated record